Penicillium canariense is the source of this 522-nucleotide messenger RNA. RefSeq names its product anthrone oxygenase family protein. Lineage: Eukaryota; Fungi; Ascomycota; Eurotiomycetes; Eurotiales; Aspergillaceae. The coding region runs from base 1 to 522 and encodes 173 amino acids. The record is from RefSeq and is a predicted model, not a curated record. The transcript is spliced from 2 exons.
AUGGCUUCCUAUCCCUUCGGCUUUCGAGUGGCGCAAGCUAUUGGCAUCUCCGGUGCAGCCUGGCUAUCUGGAAACAUCGCCGCCCUCAGCAUGAACGUCACGCCCGCUCUGCUCCGGUCUCGUCGCGAAGACAAUGUACCCUCUGCCACCCUUGCCAAGCAAUGGAGGAACAUGUAUGAGAAUGGGAAGACACAGAACCCUCCCAUUGCGGCUGCGGUGGCGGCUUCCUUCUUCUAUCUGGCCUGGUCGGUGAGAACGGGGGCGCCCUUGUUUAAGAAUACGGCAUACAGCCGCACGGCACUAUUCUCUGCGGCGGCGAUCUUAACCCUAGGCAUUGUGCCAUUUACCGUCGCAGCCAUGUCCAGGACCAACAAUCAACUACUUGAGAAGGCGCAAUCAAACUCUGGAGUAUCGGACGCAGAAACGCCGAUUCUGAUUCAGCGAUGGACAACGCUGAAUGGCAUCCGAGGCUACCUUCCUCUGGCCGGGGCAGCAGUCGGACUCGUGGCCUCAUUUUUGUAA